GGAUGGAGCAGAAAUAAAUAUCUAAGCUAAAGCUAUGAGGUGAGAGCAGAAGAAAGCACACAAGUAAGUCACGGGACGUUACAAGACAAAAACCUCCCUCCCUCCCUCCCCGCACAACUUGCAAAUGAAUGCAGCUGUAGCACAAUAAAGGCCCCUUUCCCAUUUCCAGUGCCGCCUCAGCUGAUUGCUACAUAUGCUGCACCUACUCGUUUUCCUAAGUAUAUAUUUAGUGUUGUUCUGAGCAAACCAAAGCUUCCAACUCCUUGAUUAUACUGCAGCACUUUCCAUGGCACCUCCAGCUGCAUCCAACACAUUAUUCCUACAAUCCUUUGUGCUGAUGAUCAUGUGUGCUUUCCAUGUUCACACCCUUGACCUUGGCCUUCAUGCUAACGUUGAUCUCUCUCUGGCCAAACAAUGCAGUAAAACUUGUGAAUCAUCCUUCUGCUCUGUGGCCCCGUUACUCAGAUAUGGCAAGUAUUGUGGACUUCUCUACGGGGGAUGUCCGGGAGAGAAGCCAUGUGACGCCCUUGACACCUGCUGUAUGAAGCACGACGCCUGCAUUCUGUCCAAACAGAAUAAUUAUCUCAACAAGGAGUGCAACCAGAACUUACUCAACUGUGUGGGGAACUUCAAGAAACUUAAAGGCAGAUCAUUUCCGGGAAAUACCUGCAACACAGAAGAUGUCAUCAAAGUCAUUACCGUGAGCAUGGAUGCUGCACUGCUUGCAGCCGGACGCCUUCCCAAACCUUAGUCACUCUGAAUUUACAGAAACAAGCGUACUUGUUGAAUUCCAAGUGCUUUAGUACAAUGUUGUCAUAGAGAUCAAUACACAGCUCAAUCAUCGGAAAGGGGAUAUGAUUAUCUUAUCUAAUUUCAAAGAAAUGUUCAAGGGAAAAGAAUCCCUUCAAUUUGUUGCCCUCACCUAUAAUCUGUACAUGUAGUUCCUGUCUUAUCUGGGUUUGUUCAACCAUUUUGUGAUGUAUCAACAUACUGCCUUGCCUUCACUCAAUAUAAAAAUUUGACAUCA
Molecule: messenger RNA, 1027 nt
Organism: Daucus carota subsp. sativus
Lineage: Eukaryota; Viridiplantae; Streptophyta; Magnoliopsida; Apiales; Apiaceae
Product: phospholipase A2-alpha
Exons: 4
Coding region: 287-751 (154 amino acids)
Biological process (GO): phospholipid metabolic process; arachidonate secretion; lipid catabolic process
Molecular function (GO): lipid binding; calcium ion binding; A2-type glycerophospholipase activity
Source: RefSeq, a predicted model, not a curated record